AUGAAACCUACUGAUUAUUAUAGAGAAAUAAAUGAAUCUGAAGAAAUGGAACACCAUGAUUUAUUGGAACAUAUCCGACGACGGUUUUUAAGCGGUGAAUAUAAUGCGAAUAGCCGGAAGAACUAUGGAGUUGAGAAAGCUGCAAAUAAAGCUCGGAAACUUCGUAUGACGUGUCGCAAAGUCCCGUCUACGAAGAAUACAUUUGAAGAAAAUGUGUUACGAAAGGCAGAAAGUAUCCGCACUUCUGCUGCUUUUAAGCAGUGCUGUACAAGAUUGAACAGUUAUGAAGAUGAGAAUGUUGAAAUUAUUACUAAGCCUUACAAUUCCAUGCUGUCAUUACAUACUUCGGAAAGGGUUUCCCAAGUCGAAAAGAACAGCUGGAAGAAAAGUAUAGAAUGUUCUCGCAGUAAGCAGUUCUCUCCCGGUACCUGCAUUUCUCGAAGUUGCGCGUUCAAGUCGGCAUUAGCAUCUGCAGAAGAGUAACCACGAAUAACAAAAGUUGUGGUUGAUGGCGAUAGAUUUUUGCGAAAUAGUAAAAUGAAUUCACAUCUAUUGCAAUCUACGCGCUUGUAUAACAAGAACAGAGUGGAUAAGAAGGACAAAGUAAUGCAGCCUCAAAUUGCGACGAUAUCGCAACAUAUAGAUUUGAAUAUAAAUGGCUGUGGACAUAGUAGUUCUUGCGACGAAAUCAAUGUUAAAAUCAACCAAUCAUUUAGCACAUUGAAUAACCUGGAAGACGAUAUCGAUAAAGCAGCACGUUUUUUACAAGCAUCAUUUUCAAAUCGAUUGUCAAUUUCUUCACAGUUCGAGUACGGUAAAAUGAAUGAAAAAGAAUACAUUACGAGAAAGCGUUCUUACAACGAUCAUCUCCUUCCUAAGCAGGAUAUCAAAGGUCUAACAUCUGGUAAAAUAUUGGGUUGUCGGCUGAAAGCUCACAUUGCUUAUGGAAGAAACGUCAUCGAAAUGAGCCAGCAUCUUCGGGAUGUUCGCGAUGCAUUCACUAACCAAAUUUUGUUACAUAAACAUGAAGUCUGUGAUGGCAGGAUGUAUCAGUCUUCUCAGUAUCAUCAGGAUCGAAGCUAUGAUCCACUUAAUUUACCCAUAUCGUCAUUCUCAAAAAUAGACUCAAUGCAGAAUGACGUCAAUGAUGAUGAUGAUGAUGCAAAAAAAAUAGUGCGAAGUACAGAAUCUGAAAUUACGCCACAAACGGUUGUGCAGCAAGAAAAGAACUCCGAUAUGGAAUUAAUAGAUAAGUCACUGUCGACACACUCCAUCUGGAAUGACGUCGGUCACAGUGAUGAAGUCAAUAAUUCACCGACAUACUCAUCCCAAGAAUUAUUAAAGCGUGAGCAUUAUGCAAGUAAUACUGUAAAAGCUCUUCGACAAUUCUAUAAAGAUAGUAUGCUGUAUUUUGUUGAACUUCGUAGAGUAUAUCAUCAGCGAAAGGUUGAAGAUUUUUGGAAAGUGGAAAAUGAAGAAGAAAGAAUAAAGGCGGCAUGUUUAUUGCUAAAACGAAAAUACAUCGAUUCAGUUCGCAGCGCAAUGCCCAUGAAGAAUUUGGUGGAUUAUCAUUUGCAUGAGACCGCUCGAAUACAACUGCUUAAUCUCGAUUUACAGAAACAUUUGAUACUAUUAAAAGACAGCGCAAAGAAUUUCAAUUUCGAAAAAUUCCGUCACGGUUCGGAGAAAGUGCUUCUUUUGACGAAAGAUUUCGAAAAAAAUAAUUUGGCGAAUGAAUUGGAGAGAUGGGAACGAAAAUUAAGGACACGUUCACGUUUUAAAAUUGAUGAAGAUCCUGCUACAAACACUGACAGUACAAGAUCAUUAUUUUCAAAUCCUCUUCGAGUUGUUCGAAAUAUCCAGGAAGUGAAAGUUCGAAAUCCAAGUUACAACAGGAAUUUGCAACAACUGCGUGAAGAGUUAAAAUGGAAGAGAAGAGAGGCGGAUUUCCUGAAGCGGACAUUCGAUAAGAGAGUAAUGCGCAAUGAUCAGAGGCACGAAAACUCAUUGAGGGCACAAAUCGACGCGCAUGUGCAUUAUAUUACGGAAACGGAAAAAGACAUUGCACGACUGAUUAAAUUGCAAAAUGAGAACGAUGAUAACAAUGAGAGAUUGGCUGUUGUCUCAACAGGAAGUUAUGAAAGUUGUCCAGCACCAUCUUCGGAAUUUUCUUCAGUGGAAGUUAUUGCAGAGAGAAUGGAUGGAAGAUUUUUAGAAACUGAUAAAAAUAGAACGAAUUUCAUUGCUGAUGUUCACCCCACAAACAAAUCCUGCAAUUCAGAGUGGGACCUUGAAAAUCGAAAUGUAGAAAGCACUCAUUUUCCGGAACUUAUAUUGGAGGAAAAGUCCGGAACUAUUGAUGUUUCUGACAGGUAUAAAAGUCCUUACUCACCAGAAAAAACGUGCAGUACUUGUUAUUCCGUCGAAUUGUCUUCAGGCAGCACCUUAACACCUAUAAGACAUACUUCUUCAGAACAGCUUAUUGAAUCUCUUAAACCAAACUAUAUAGAAGAAAAUUGCAGUGCUUCUAAUAAAAUGCCAUUACCCAUAGACAACAAGUUACUUUGCUCGCAGGAUAUUUUGACAGUUUCAAAAGAUCCUGCCCACUUAAUUCAUUCACCAGGAAGUAAUCAUUCUAGUGAAUUAUACGGCGAAACUGGAAGUUUCAAACAGGAUAUUUCAAAAGAGGCACUAUUGAUGUCUCUUGUUUGUCAAUCCGAUACAUGCUAUUCCCAAGAAGAAGAACAGGAGAAAUUAGUCGUUCAACCGAACAACAUAAUCGAUGAAAACGAAACUGUUGCGAAUCGAUGCGAUUUGCCUUCCAGUGUUAUUGAUGAGCAAUUUUUUACACCAUUACCAUCAGAUAACGAAACCGACAAUGAGAAGAGUGAUAAUGGAGUGGAUGAUAGAAUUUCUUCACAGGGUGACGCUUUUGUUUUAAUAUUAGAAUCAUCUAUGCAGUUUCUUUACAUACAUAAAUAGUCGUCAUCAAGUUUUCACACGACAAUUUUUUCACCCAUUCCAGAUGAACAAAUUGACAGUAAGGUAGAACAAAAAUCACUGCUUGCUCUCUCUCCAAAGUCGAGAAAGAUUAAACUUACGAUCAAUCCACUUUCCAUAUCAAAAAGUCCUACAUCAGCCAGGUAUGCAGCAUCAAUGCCACGUGAUCAUAGUUCGAGAAGUCCUAGAGAUAAUCCUCGCUCGCCUAAGACAGCAUCAAACCGCUGUAUAUCACAUUUGUCUGCUUCUCUGCUCGAAUCAUUGUUGGAUGAUUCUUUGUCAACUAUGCUAAUGUUGAACUGCAGUCAGACUUUAGAGAAUGAAACAUUUGUGCUUCAUGAAGGACGUGAUAAGUUAACUGCAAAUUCAACUACACUACCCACGGACAGUUCAUGGCAAAGUGAUCAAAGUUACGAUUUAAAUAAAAUUCCAGUACCCGAAAAUCUAAUACCUGGUCUUGAUCUGAGUGGUAUAAAUAACACUGAAGCAGAAACAGUUGCUGAAGAGAAUGAUUUUUCUUCGAAGUUGGAGGAAAUUAGUAGUCCGGUAGAAAUAAAGAAUGAUCUGGUCAAAUCACUAAAAUUAAUGCCGUCACAGUUCCGAUAUUAUUUGGGUGAUGAAGAAUGGGCUGUCUCAGAAAUCCAUUCAAUUAAUGAGCAGAUAUGGAAUUUGGCCAGGUUAAAACAGCCGUUAGAAAUAUUGAUCAGUGAUGAUUCAAGUGGAAUUAGAUCGCAGGAAGUACAAAUGAGGCAAAUGGUCGCGGAUCGAUGUUGUGAAAUUGCGAAAUGUUGUUUCAAGGAUGUUGGCCGUCGUCGAUAUAUGGGACUAGCAAAUAUCAAUUGUUUCCGUCCUCAAAAUCCAUUGCAUUUGGAAAGCAUCCUUCAAAAACAGUUUUCUAAAUAUUACGAAAGCAAUAAAUUCGAUACGAAGGAAAAGAAGCGUUGGGAAUUGUUAUCACGUGGCCGUAAUUCUGAUAUCGAAAAUAUCGUUUUGGAGGAGCUUUAUGCUGAACAAGAUAGUUGGGAAGAUGUAUUGGAAAAUUAUGAAGAUGAAAUCAAAGCUGAGCUAGUUGCUGAAUUAUGGCAUGAGCAGCUGCAUGAAUCGUUAUCAGCUGCCAUUAAUGUUUGA
Molecule: messenger RNA, 4128 nt
Organism: Acanthocheilonema viteae
Lineage: Eukaryota; Metazoa; Nematoda; Chromadorea; Rhabditida; Onchocercidae
Source: the annotation of a GenBank genome assembly